AGAUCAGUCGCACGUGGGGCGUGCUUCUGAAUUUGUAUUUGGAGAAAUUAUGAGAGCUGUUGUUUAUAGCGUACAUUUCAAGGAUUUUACCCGAAUGAGUUUAUAAUUGCUAAGGAGGAAAACAACUCCCUUUAAAGCCUUCUCAGCUGGUGAAACGCAUCGCAGUAGCUUCGACUGACGUUUCUGAUUGAGAGGAAACAUGGCCAGCCUGGCUGAGAAGUAUGAUUACCUGGAGAAGCUCACCCGUAAAGUAUGCGUGUCUCACAAACAGGAGCCAAGGAAAAAACCCUAUGUUCCGUUCCGAGGAAGCGGGGUAAAUGAUGGUGCUCCUCCAAAAAAAAAGAAGGGCAAACAAAAGCCAGCUAAAGGAAAGGGCAUGAGUGUGAACAAAACUAAACCAGUCCCAAAGACCGCUCAGCCCGCGGCACCUCCAGCUCAGAGGAACACUGUCCAGAAUGGGAUUUCAGAGACACAAAAGAAGCCUGAGGGCGGAACAGCACACGAAUUUGAUGCCGUGGACAUCCUUCGCCAGAGACUUCACCAGAAGAUUGAGGAAUCUCGGGGACAGGGCCCUCCUAAAGAUCCCUCCUCUGAGGAGACCAAGAAGAAACGAGAGAGACGAAAACAAGAAAGGGAGCGUCAGAAGAGGAAAAGAAAAGAGUUUCGAAUGAAAAGGUUGGCAGACGCUGCGGCUACGCAGGCGGGAGAAGAGGUCAAAGAGGAGGCCGAUAGCCAACCGCAAGCCACUUCCACAUCCAGUGCUCCUGCCAAAAAGGAGCAGAGCUUCAUAGUCUUCAACAAGAUGGAGGUUGGAGAAGACUAUGUGGACAAAGGGAAGAAGCUGAAAGAGAAACAAACGAAAAGGAAGGUGAAAGGAACCCUGACGCCGCUCACUGGCAAGAACUACAAACAGCUUUUAACACGCAUCGAGGCCAGGAAAGCUCACCUGGAGCAGCUUAGAGAGAAGGACGAGGAGAAAGCCAAGAAAGAGGAGGAGAAGAUGAGGUGGACCAAUGUUCUCUACAAAGCCGAAGGCAUGAAAAUCAAGGACAACGAGGAACUCUUGUGUGCAUCGUUGAAGAGGAAGGAGAAAAGGGUGGCUCAGAAAAAAAAGAAGUGGGCACAGAGGAGCCAGCAGGUCGUGAACAUGAUGCAAAAGAGGCAGGACAAGCGGAGACGGAAUAUUAAGAAACGCAAGGAUGCCAAGACAGAGAAACGCAAACAGAAGGCGAGGAAAAAGGGUUGUGUGCUACCCGAGGAUCUCAAGAAAGCCAGCUUAUAGGCAGAAAGGAUGACGCUCUUGUGGACUUUCCCUUGUGUUUAUGACUGAAAAAAAUGACGUUUUCUUCUGUUGUCACUUUUAAGAUGUCACCUUUAUAAAGAAUGUAUUUUGUGUCCGUA
This is a messenger RNA of Puntigrus tetrazona (Sumatra barb), 1401 nucleotides long. It is a transcript of the gene surf6, whose product is annotated as surfeit 6. The coding region runs from base 200 to 1282 and encodes 360 amino acids. Gene Ontology annotation, biological process: ribosomal small subunit biogenesis; ribosomal large subunit biogenesis. The transcript is spliced from 5 exons. The record is from RefSeq and is a predicted model, not a curated record. NCBI's taxonomy places the organism in Eukaryota, Metazoa, Chordata, Actinopteri, Cypriniformes, Cyprinidae. Gene Ontology annotation, molecular function: RNA binding; DNA binding. Gene Ontology annotation, cellular component: nucleolus.